GCUCACGCGUCUCUGCGUGCGUCCCAUCUGAUCCGAGCUCCCCUUCCUAGCCUUCCUUUUGCCAAAAGACAUCCCAAACCAUCAUCUGCCCCCGCCAUCCCACCAGAACAAUGCCAAAAGCCUACCUCUCCCGCACCGAACACUUCUCCGCCGCCCACCGCCUGCACUCCCCCCAACUCUCCGACCCAGAAAACGUCGAGUUGUACGGCAAAUGCAACCACAGGCAUGGUCAUGGGCAUAACUAUAAAGUGGAGGUUACGGUGAAGGGGGAGAUACAUCCAAUAACGGGGAUGGUCAUGAACUUAUCGGAGCUGAAGGAAUGCAUGAAGGCCAAGGUGGUGGAUAUCCUCGACCAUCGCAAUCUCGACGUCGAUAUCGACUAUUUCCAUACGAAUCCGAGCACGGCCGAAAACAUCGCGGUGUACGUCUGGACGCAACUCGCCGCCGCGCUGACGAAGGCGGAGCUGUUUGAGGUCCGGAUACAUGAGACGGAGAACAAUGUCGUGUUUUAUCGCGGGGAGUGAGGGAGACCCCUUCCUGUCCAUGCACUGUGGGGAAAAAGGGGCUCCUGUGCGCGGUUUGUACAGAGCACCUUUGGGGGUGCAGGUGGACGCACAAAUCAGAGGAACGGGAGCGGGAGCGGAAGCGAGGCGGGGCCAUUUGGUCCGAGCUCACGAUCACACCGGCGAUGGGCUCGACACCUCGAAGAAACGGGCUUCACAA
Molecule: messenger RNA, 723 nt
Organism: Fimicolochytrium jonesii
Lineage: Eukaryota; Fungi; Chytridiomycota; Chytridiomycetes; Spizellomycetales; Powellomycetaceae
Exons: 5
Coding region: 111-524 (137 amino acids)
Cellular component (GO): mitochondrion
Source: RefSeq, a predicted model, not a curated record